This is a messenger RNA of Cetraspora pellucida, 202 nucleotides long. The record is from the annotation of a GenBank genome assembly. NCBI's taxonomy places the organism in Eukaryota, Fungi, Glomeromycota, Glomeromycetes, Diversisporales, Gigasporaceae.
AUGGUUGUAUAUGAUUUAUUUGAAACAUCUGAUGAAAAUAUUGAUAUUAAUGAUUUUGAUAGUAUUGACGUGAAUUCAAAAAUCUCUUAUUUAACAUUAAAUAUUGCAGACGUGGUGAAUUUAAUAUUGCCAGAAUUCUCAGGAACCAGGGAUGCAAUAUUCUCUUCAGAAUCUGUUUUGUCUAAUCAAUCUAGAGAUAUAG